Messenger RNA from Mizuhopecten yessoensis (Yesso scallop), 3947 nucleotides. Its product is annotated as EF-hand calcium-binding domain-containing protein 12-like. The record is from RefSeq and is a predicted model, not a curated record. Gene Ontology annotation, molecular function: calcium ion binding. The coding region runs from base 184 to 2331 and encodes 715 amino acids. The transcript is spliced from 7 exons. Lineage: Eukaryota; Metazoa; Mollusca; Bivalvia; Pectinida; Pectinidae.
GAACGAUAGAUGGCGCGACCGAUUUGUUUAUGGAGCAACAAAGAUGGCGAUAUAUACGGACUGAAACGACCAUAUGAAAUGCACGACAGCUUCUCCAUGGGUAAAGUAUGCACUGUUUCUACAACUCGAAUUGAAAAAAACAUCCAGUGCUUUAGUAAGUUGGUCAUUUGGUAGAUAAGCAGCAUGCCACCACAUAGGGGUGGGGCGCUGGACGCCAUGGAUUCAGAUAUCAGCUUCCCCCUUGAUCGGUUGUUUGAUGAAUACAACCUUGACCACAUCCCAGAGGAUGAGCGUAUGGGUCUAUUCAAGCACAGGGACCUGCCACAUGUCAAGCAUUAUAAGGCUGCAGUGAAGAUAUUUGGUGGCCCACUCAGCAGAAAGAGGGUCAUUGUUGCUCCUCCAAUGGAAACAAAGAUGAGACACCGACUGGGAUGUUACUUAAACCAGAAACCUAAACCUGCCCCACUUAUUAUCAAUACUGUGGUGAAACCUCCUGAGCCCUUAGUGGAUAAACUUGAGUAUGACCGAGAGGAAAUUCAGAGAGAAGUUGAAAAAGAUAAAGAGUUUCAAUACAAAAAAUGGAUCCAAGAAAGACAGAAGUUUCGAAAUAACAUAGAAAACAUGGGACUCAGUGAAGACUGGUUGAGAAAUAAGCCAAAGAAAACUGCCUUGGAGAAGCGUGUUCUGCGACGUAUGGAGCAAGAGAGGAUGCCAAAAGAGGUGGAGAUGGCUCCUCCCCCAGAGACCCCCAUUAGUGCUGAAAUCAAGAGUGUUCCCUGUGUCAAGGUCCCCUCACCACUUGGUAUCCGUAUAUUGGACCUAUUUCUUAAACGGAACAAAAUGAGACUGAUAGAUUUGUUUACACAAACAGACAAGGACAAGAACUGGAGGUUGUCUCGGGAUGAAUUCAGGAAAUCUAUUCGACAAUCCAAAGUUCCACUGUCUGAGCCCCUACUGGAGGACCUGAUUCUAUCCCUUGAUGAAAACUUUGAUGAGGAGCUGGAUUACAAGGAGCUGGCGCGAGGACUUGACAGUUGGCGUCGAGAACGCCGUGAGAACAGACGCAAGGAACUAUCGAGGGAAACAACAUCGCUGUCAUCUAAAGGGACCAAUUCUCAUGCAGGGUCACCAGUGUUGGAGACUGGCCCAGAGCAUGAAGUGUCUGACCUCACCAAAGGCACUGUGGUGUCUGGUCCGAAAUCUGCCAAGUCCAGUGCACGAUCUGCCCCGAAGUCUGCCAAGUCAGCUGGUCAGGGCUCAGUCGGAACUGACCAAUCAAAGCUAGAGGGUCAAACUGCCACAGUUGAGGGGGAUGCGGAUGGAGGAAAGAAGAGGAUAGACUCGGGUAAGGAGAGUGGCCAGGGAAGCACUCACACUGUCCUCACCCAGAGUCGCAGUAGCACUCCCCAGUUCCUCCAUCCCCCAGAUAUCGAUACCCGCCCUGAACAAAUGGUGCUCAAGUCUGAUGAAGCUAUGGUAGAUUUGCGAAAGCGAGACAGGGAAGCCCUAAAGGGUUCAAGCCAAACACACAAAAUGUCCCCAAAGAAGAUCCAAGAAGACACGCCCCCAGGAAUCAUUAAGAUUGGUGAUCGUGCCAUUGACAACCACUGUAUGAAGUCCACUCUACAGGGGGAAACUGCCUCUAUGAUUGACAAGUACAGGCAACUCAAACUGAAAGAGUAUUACGAGAUCACGCGCAUGUGUCAGGUGCAGAGCACUACCCUCAGUAAAGCCCUGCUAGAGAGAGUGCUGCUUCACCCUCCUGACCACCCUAGAGUUUCCAUAGAGAGACGUGUCAAGACGCCUGGUGCACCUCUUUUGUCUAGUCACCACGCAGACCCUCCAAAGCGACCCCGAACGCCAAUAGAGGUCAAGCACAAGGAUAAAGUUCGUAGGUCACGUAGCGGUAAACUGCUCAUUGACAGCCGUCACAAGUAUCCCCAGCGUUCGUCUGUGGCGGCCACUGGUACCAAGGAGAACCUGUCUACAGGCAAAGCAGUCAUCAGGCGGCGUGUUGACUGCUGGAUGACAUUUGAGGAGUAUGACAAACUCACAAGUCACUUGGCCAUUAGAUACCAGCAGUUACAUGGUACAACGAAUCAGAAUGCAUUUUGGCCUGGUCACCUCAUGGACAGGGUACGGCUCUGCAUGCCGCCGUACAACGAGCCAGAAAUAGCAGACGGCACACACAGUGUAUUCUCCCACGUAAAGGGAGAACCCAGCGUGUACCCAGGACUACAGCGGGAGAAUAGUGCAUGGCCAAUUAAUGAUAAUGGUUAUGUACAAUCGGGCAUUCAUGACCCAUUCGCCCGCAAAUACAGUUAUCUGUGAUAUGAAGUAACAAGUGAUAUAUCAUACUCAUUUUAGUAUGCAAAUUUCCGUAUUUUGAUACCUUUGUGCAAAAAUAUGACAUGUCAUCAAUAAAACUUAGUUAUAUAGCAUGAAUGCGACAAUGGAAAAUGCCAUGCUUGCAGCUACUAAACAGCAAAAUUCCUUCAAAGCAAUGACAAUGGUAUAAGUGAUAACUGCAAUUAAAGUUGAUUGAAUUAUACUUUUGAUAGAUUGAUUGCCUCUGUGGCAAAAUGUGUGUGAUGUAAUUUUAAUAUUAUCCAUUGUUUUUACUUUCAUUUUAGAAGUAUAUGUACUGAAGAUAAAGAGCCUUAUACUGUUUGUAAACCUUGGUGAAUAUGUUUGUAUGGUACCGUAUAAGUAACAUGACUGCCAACCAGAUUGCAUCCUUGAUACUUGAUUACGCUCUCUUUCGCUCUCUGCACCCCUGGAAUAUGUCAUAGCAAAAUUGAAGGCACAAAGACAGCUGUUUGAUUGGUCUCGGGUAAAAAAAAUACCUGACCAUUUGCUAGGCUGAUACCUGUCCAAUGAAGAUGGCAAAGGAGAAACACGUCUUCAACGUCAAUCAAGUUUUACAGUUACGUGACCGCGAGAAUCUUUUUAUGUACAUCAAAGGGUCGAACUAGUCUUCUUGUUCCUUCAAUUUUGCUACGAUAUAUUCCAGAGGUGCAGAGAGCGAAAGUGAGUGUAACCCCUGGAGUAUCAAGGAUGACCAGAGUGGAAAACUGCUGAAUAUAUUGCAUGAACGUUUUCAUGGCCGUGCCUUUGAAAUGUCCUUUAUCUACUCUAUACAAGUAAUGGUGACAUUAAAAUGCAUUUUGUUUCUCUAAUAUUUACUGAUUAAUUGGCUGAAUCGACAUAUUGCUGUUCAAUCACAAGACCUGUUAGGCAUAGAAUGUAUGGCUUCCGACAAGGCCUUGAUCUAGAAAUUGCCUUAACAGUUUAACAGCAAGAUCCAAUGGAUACCGGCUCUAACUAUACAUUACACCUGGUCGGGACCUAGAGCUAGCCUGUUCGUGGUUCAACACUAGUUUACCCAAUGUUUAUGGAUAAAUCACUUGACCUAUUGGGUAUUAACUAAAAACCAUACAUUGCUUGGACCUUUAACUGGCCUAAUACUACUUCAGUGACAAUAGACCCUGUGGACACUAACUGUAUAUGAUACAUUUUACAUUGCCCAUACCCGUUUCGUUGAGUUCUAGUUACAUAGUUUAUACGUUCCUCAUGUACAAAAUCAUACAGAUUUGCCGGUAGAGUCAUGAUAAUUGAUGUCUAUAAACGCUGAAGUUGUUGUCUCCGGCUUCAGUCUAUAUACUUGUAGUUGCAGGUAAAUCAAGCUGAUAUAUUGGCUGGCUUAGAACUAACAGUCAGUACUGUCUAGGGUCGUCUUGGGUACAACAACAGUUGGCCGGCUUAUUGACGGCUUCUGGUGUCGGAGUAGAAUCUGUACAAAAAGAUUACAGAUUGACGGACAUAUAGGGAACAGCCCGGAUGUUUGUCUCAUAGCUGAUAUAUACAAACACAAGCAUUUGUUUAUUUAUAUGUCCAUCUAUUUAUUUAAUCUAAUAAAAAACGAUUACUCAGGUAAUUGCUCUGUA